Colletotrichum spaethianum is the source of this 1578-nucleotide messenger RNA. Its product is annotated as chitin deacetylase ARB_04768. Gene Ontology annotation, molecular function: hydrolase activity, acting on carbon-nitrogen (but not peptide) bonds. The transcript has a single exon. Bases 1 to 1578 code for a protein of 525 amino acids. Lineage: Eukaryota; Fungi; Ascomycota; Sordariomycetes; Glomerellales; Glomerellaceae. Gene Ontology annotation, biological process: carbohydrate metabolic process. The record is from RefSeq and is a predicted model, not a curated record.
AUGCAAUCCGUGGUUGUAAACAGCAACCACGUGACACUCACGCCAGGAUCCACUUCUUCGUACUUCUACAGCCAGGUCGGAUGCGUAGAUGCCACAAAGUAUGGUGGUAUAUCGCUUUUGAUCAAGGCUCCUGCUGGGACUACGUUCAAGAUUGAGUUAUCUUCCAAAACGACGUGCGACGGCGCGGCGACGGCGUCAUCAUCCCAGACGACGAACCAACUAGGUUGGACGUUUGACGGAACCGAGAAACUAUAUAGUUUCCCUUGGUCAAAGUUCACUGGACUCAAUCUAACCAAGCUGAGAUCGAUCGUCCUCUCGUCGCCCAGCGGCGCGGUUACCCUGGGUCCGAUGGCACUCUACUGCGGGAAUACUCCCAGUGGCUGGGUAUUGCCCACGACUAGCAGCCCAGCAACACCAACAGCAACCGUCGAGGCGCCGACCGCUACGGCCUCGGGUUUUUUGGUCGACUCUUUCAACAAUCCAAACACUAACUCGCUUGGAUUCUGGCAUGGCGGCGAUGAGUUGAGCCUUACCUGGGGCUCUAACAGCGUCACCAUUGUUGCCGAUGGUCCCGACUACGCCUUCACCACACUAAUCAGCGGCGGUUGUCGAGACUUACGCAGCCAUGGCGGCUCGUACUUGCACAUCGCCUACUCGGGACACACCAAAUUCUCCGUUUCGUUGCAGCAGCACAAUUCGCAGUGCAACGAUGGUGUGGCACCGUAUCCCGAGACGAGGGACAGCCUCGAGGCUGGCCGGUACGCGACAGGUAGCGACAUUUACAUCCCCGUUUCGCACUUCAAUAUCAACCUUCAGCGUGUUGCUAGUGUUGCCAUUCGGGGCAUAUACAGCACCGAGGCCUUGAUUCUGACAAAAAUUGAGAUCGUUCCUUCCAUUCCCUCCGGUGUGAGCAUACCGCAAAAGCUGCCCUCCGGCACCCUUGUUUUUGCCUGUACGCGGCCCAACUCGUUUGCUUUCGGCAUCGAUGAUGGUAACCCAAGGUACGCCGCCAGGCUGGCUGAGAUCGUCCGCGACGCUGGCAUCAAGGUAACCUUUUUCGCCGUCGGCGCGGUGCUCGAAGACCCCUCCACAGGCAUGGCCAGUCUCUACCAGCAAUUGAAGAGCGAGGGUCACCAAAUCGCGUUGCAUUCUUACACGCAUCCAAGGAUGGAGGGCCUUCCUAGCACCGAAAGCAUCGACUGGGAGUACAACGAGGAUUAUAGGGUGAUGGCCAACAUCUUUGGGGAGAGAUCAAACUAUUUCCGCCCACCUUUUGGGGUCGAAGGCGCACGUAUGCGUCAGCGCUGGGCAGCUGCCUCAGGGUCAGAGAAGGCUUAUCUCAUCAAUUGGAGCAUUGAUGUCCAGGAUUGGCUAUGGGCCGAGACGAGCACGCCAGAGAAGCAAGUUGAGGCCUUCAAGUCCGAUGUUGCAAAGGGGGGCAACCUAGUCGUUAUGCAUUUUUCAUACAACUCGACGGUCAACUACUUCCCAGAGUUUAUCAGGCUGGCCAAAGCCACCGGUAAACAGAUCAUGCGAAUUGAUCAGUGCAUGGAAGAUCCGAACGCGCCGCCACUUUGA